Stylophora pistillata is the source of this 3391-nucleotide messenger RNA. Its product is annotated as dual serine/threonine and tyrosine protein kinase. Gene Ontology annotation, biological process: negative regulation of apoptotic process; cellular response to fibroblast growth factor stimulus; protein phosphorylation. Gene Ontology annotation, molecular function: ATP binding; protein kinase activity. The record is from RefSeq and is a predicted model, not a curated record. Lineage: Eukaryota; Metazoa; Cnidaria; Anthozoa; Scleractinia; Pocilloporidae. Gene Ontology annotation, cellular component: cytoplasm.
GAACGUGACCGAUGAUUAUUGACUUCCUCUUUUUCCACGAAAGGAAUUGAUAGCGUUGGACAUUAAACCACUGCUCCCCAAUCUCGUCGAGUCUUUCAGCCAUGUCGCUUCAGGAGGUGUUUGAGGAUUUCAAGAAAAGCAAGGCUGUGCUGCAAAAAGUUCACCUUGAUACAGUUAAAUACUUCGAUGAAAUCGUUCAAAAGCUUUCUAGUAAAGGUACUGCAGAUAUUGCAGAAGAACUUCGCUACAAAACCUUACCCGUGCAAGCCUCUCCAGAGGAAGUGCAAGUGAUGGCUCUAACAGUGGCAAUGGCGGAUGUUCAUCUGGAGUUCGAUAAUACCCUUGCUGAGAUGCUUUAUACUGCUAAGGAGAAGAAGGAAGUCACCGAUCUGUUUGAUCAGGAGCCGGCACUCAUUUUUGUAGGGCAAACCAACUGCGGAAAAAGCUCCAUAAUCAACGAGCUUCUGGGUUGUAAAGCGCUUCCUACAUCAGACCAACCGAGCACCGCGAGAAUUGUUCGCGUUUGCCACGCCGAGAAGCCUUACUGUCGCCUGGUUGACACAAAUGGUAAAACCUUAGAAGAGAUAAAGAUGACAGGCAAAGAUGGAAACAGAAUCCCUCGAAAGAAGAUCGAGCUCAAACCGAAAGAUCGUAACGACCCUACUAAAGUGGGGGCUAUCGUGGAGUCAGGCAUAAAUAUCGACUUCUUGAAGUGCGGUGUAACCAUCAUAGACUCCCCUGGAAGAAAUGAAAACGAAGCACUGGAUAAUUUGGUGAAAAAGCAGCUGGAAAAUCCUCUGGCGUUUGUUAUAUACGUGGUGGAUGGACAUGAUCUUUUUACAAAACAGGAUAGAGAGGUCCUUAAUGAAAUGACGUCUUCAGGAAACGAUUUAUCAAUAUUUUUCGUUGUUAGCAAACUGGAACCAGAAGAUCGUACCGAAUCAUCAGAUGAGGACGAUGAACCAGGCGGCCACGCAGCAUCAACGAAGGCGCGGAAAAAGGGAGAGCUCAAAGUACAGGAGAGAAAGAAAACACGCGUGUACGAGCGGCUUGUCAAAAACGGGCAUUUUCCUUCUCAACUGUGCAUGGAUGAAAACGAGCGAUUCCAUGGUCUGUCAGCUUGGCGUAUCCAACAAUACCUCGCUUCUAAGAAGAAAAAUCCCAAAGCCUCUUUUGACGAGUAUACAGAUUAUGUUGAAGCCUUUAAGAGAUUUCAAAACAGCUUGAAGAAGUUCGCUGAAGAAUCUUUACGCGCAAGGGUAGAGAGCGUGUGCAAAACUCUCAUUCGUGUUCUAUCCAGAUGCUUGGAUUUCUUCAUUCAGAAAGCCAACGUUUUGAAGAAGGGAAAAACGCAGAUAUUGAAGACGUUGGGAACAUUUCUACGCGAGGAACAGCAAGUUCACGACAACAUAAUCCGCGACCUGGAGGAUGAAAAGCGGGCCGAGGAUAUUCGAGACCUGCUCAGUGAUGCCAUGGAGGGAGCCAAGGGCGACAUCCUUAAAGAAGCAGGAGAUUUUGAAUACGUUUUAGCCGAAUUGACUAUUCCGUCAAGUGGUCAUGUAAAAGAGAAAGCAGCUGUGGCCCACUGCCAGGACCAGAUUCGGUGUAUGGUGGUGAAUAAACUCCAAGGAGAGAUCAAGCAAAGGUUAACCAUGAUGUUCCGCUCCAGAGAUCUGUUUGUCGUUCACCUCAAAGACGGCAUGGAGCAAAUUCAAGGCGAGAUUGCCGCAGACAGCGACAUUCCAUCAGCAGCGCUCGCUCUAGGCAAUAGCCUUCUUUCUUCUUACGAAACUCAAAUCACAUUUUCACAACGCCACGGAGCAGCUGUCCGUUUCAUAAUGAAAGUAAGCGAGUGGUUCUACAAGGCGAUUCGUAAUCCGAUCGACACAGUUGUCAAGACCAUCACGGGAGAGGUUCAGGUUGGCUCCAAGGAAUGGAAGGUGAAGGUUGCUUCAGAGGCCCUCAAGAAAGUAGAUCCAUCUCUCAUGGCUAAGGAAAUCGUCAGCAGCUUGAAACAGCACUUCUGUGACUGCCAUCAAGAGUUUACCAGUGAAAUAGGAAAAGUCCAAGACCUGUUCGAUCGCGGAGAGACUAUCAAAGAUAUGCAAAGGGAAACCAUUCUUGGCUUUGCUCCCAAUCUUGCGCUCCUUGAGAUGCUGGCAUAUGGAGUCAUGGACAGGUUCAAGUUUGGAUUUCCAGCCGCGGGAGAUCUCAUUGGUUCAGGAGCGCAGGGUAGUGUCUUUGCUUGUAACAACAUUAAAACUCCAGAAGGACGGCCCUGUGUUGUUAAGGUGGUAAAAGUCGCUACGGAGGAGGUGCUCAAGGAUUUGACUCUGGAACUUCAUAAUACCAGGGCUCUCCAACAUUCGAACAUUCUACCUGUCUUGUGCACCGUAGUGGAGUCGAACCCUACUCGUGGCCUUUCUGUACAACUCGUCUCAGAGCGAAUGAGAUGCGAUCUUCAUGAUGGUCUAAAAGAUAUACCCUCCAUGAGAAAGAGACUUGAGAUAGCUCUUGACGUUGCCAAAGCCUUGCAGUAUCUUCAUGGAGAAGAUCUGAUCCAUCGCGAUGUUAAAAUGCAGAACGUCUUGUUGGACGAGGAAAACAACGCCAAGUUAACUGAUCUGGGUCUCUGUAAACCCGAGGGACUUAUCAGUAACUCGUUGGUUGGUACUCCCAUUAACAUGGCGCCCGAAAUGAUCAAGCAACAGUACGACAAAUCCAUUGACGUGUACGCGUUCGGUAUGAUGCUAUGGCGAGUGUGCGAAGGCCAGGGAAACCAACCACAGAAUAUAAAUCGCCACUUUCUACCUCUGGUUAUGCUCAUGAUGAAUGCCGUUGACAACAAGACACCAGAGAAGUUGGACGUCUUUCCAGAACACUGCUGGCAACUUAUGCAAAAGUGCUGGACUCAGGAUCCCGAAGCAAGGCCAUCAUUUGACAGUGUGGUAAGGGAUUUGGAAUCGUACCUGGCAGAGAUGUCCGAUCAGCAGCAGUCGUAAGAGACACGAUUGAUUCUGCAUCCAUCUAAAGAAAAAACUUCAUUCAUCUCAUUUACUUACUCGUAGAAAAGAUAUAAGGAACCGUAAAUGCAUUACGUAUCCCGGUGUAAACGAGACCAACUCUACCUUCCGCACAGCUGGAGCUUAGCCAUUUGUUGCAAAAAAUUUUCAACGCAGUAGUUUCAAUCUUAAAUCAAUAGGAAUUUCCCUGGUGCGCCUUAAUGUGUAAACACACACGACCAGAGCAAAAUAGGAAUAAGGAGCACGCUUGCGCAGUCACCUUUGAUUACACGACUUCUCUUAUAGUGUUAGUCAUAUUAUGGUUAUCUUUUGAUCAACUUUUGAAUUGUAACCCUUCAAUAAAGCAUUGCCUGCGGUUCGAAUCUGGA